UGCACGGGGAGAACAUGCAAACUCCACACAGAGAUGGCCGAGGGUGGAAUUGAACUCCGGUCUCCUAGCUAGUCCCUUAAAAUAAUGGUCCAUAUGUAUCCACUUUCCAUAAAAUUUGAUGUAGUUAUCGUUGUGUAUCAAAUCGAUUACCACAAAUAGAUUUACAUCUCUACUUAGUAUAGAUAAUAUAAAUAUAAUCGGCUGUGAUGGAAUGUGAUUAAUUAUGAGUUAACUAUUGACAAAAUAUGAUUGUGAUUAAAUAUUGACUAAAUGGACUGACAGCCCUAAACCAAACACAGAGAAAUUUGAUCAUAGAGAAGAAGCAGAGGAGAAACAGGAGGGAUAGAAAUGAUUCCGUCCACAAUGCCUGUGUUGGAUGUGAUCAUAGGAUGUGGAGAUGCUCUCAUUGGAUCAGUGUAAUCUCGGUCAAAUCAGUGUCAGGGCGCUGUCUGCCUGCUAUUUAAUCCCGCUUGGCUCGGCAUUUAAUAUGUUCCACUGCAAAAAGUAUUAUCUGCAUGUUGGCGAUGACGACAGUCCGCAAAGCCCUACUGCAUGCUUUUGCCAUCAAACGUCAAAAUCUUGAUCCGUGUGUUUGCUGAUGACGUGCGUCACUUUCUCAGUCCAUGUGAUGAUGGCACUGUUGCUGCUGUAUGGUGGAGGUAAGGCCCACCAAGAGAGUACGUAUAUACUGUAGCUAGUACUAUAUAUAUUUUGGUUGUGAAGAGCUAGCAAAGCGGAGGUAUUAUUGGCAGACUCAAACAUUUUAUUGCCACUUUGCAGUUUAAGGAUUCAUGGCUUUUUCUUGGCAAUCCUGCCAUGAAGUCCAACAUCCUGAAGUCGCUGCUUCACUGUUGAUACUGACACUGGUGUUUGACGGCUACUAUUUAGUGCAGCUGCCAGGUGACGACUACUAAGGUUCGACCGAUACAUCGGCCGGCCGAUAUAUGCGUCUCACUGCGGAGGAGCAGUCAUUGAUCAUCGAUGCUAGAUAAAACUUAAACUACGACAGAAAUGUUUUGCACAUGGUUGAAUAUUUAUUCCUUUUAAAGUUGAUAAUGCCGUUUAAAUGCGUGUUUAAGAAAGCUCAAUCCUACCUACUGUGUUCAGUGUUUACAUUUCAAUAAAUAUUUGUUUAAACUUGAGACCUGUAAUAUUUGUUAUAAUUGUCAGUUUUUCAUGUAAAUUUAGGGAGCAAAAGCAAUAUCGGCCCAAGUAAAAUUGGCCAUCGGCUAAGGGUGAUGGAAAAAAAAUUGUUAUUGGCAUCGGCCCGAAAAAAAACAUAUCGGUUGAUUCCUAAUGACUACACACUCUCAGAUAUUUGUCUUCUUGCACAGUUGUGCAUCGUUUUUCUGUCCUUGUUAGACCCAGUUUGUGCUGCUCUCUGAAGGGAGUAGUUAACAGCAUGGUAAGAGGUUUUUUACAUGGCUUUUCUAAUCAUCUAUUAGCCUUAUAAAAUGAUGAACUUGGAUUAGCAGCCAUACCAGGAGAUUGAUGCAGAGGACAGUUGUUGAUAGUAGGCCUCUAUGCAAAAAUGAAUCAUCUGAUUCAUUUUAAAUGUUUGUGAAAUGGAAAAAAAUGUUCGUGAAAUGCAGGAAAAUUUGUUUUUCUUUGGAAAACAAAGAAAUUUGCAAGUGAUCCCAAACUUUUGAGCGGUAGUGUAUGCAUAUUGAACAACACAGAACCAAUGUUGGAAUAGCGGUAAGCAAACUGCUCAAAAUGGUAUUAAUAGCGGUUAUGAGUUCAUACGGUCACAUGGAUGACUUUCACACCAAUGACUGAGUUUUCACAUUUGGAGGUUGCAUGCAGAGGUCGACACAGCCAAUGUUGUUAAUGUCAAUGUUUUUUGUUUGGGUAGACCAGUGAUUUUUAACCUUUUUUGAGCCACGGCAGGACGAAGUUGUCCAUGACGUUCUUACAGACUGAAUUGGUAAUGGCUCUCAUCUCCUCCCUGAUGGCUUUCUUGAGUUCCGUAAUGGUUCUGGGUUUCCCUGCGUAGACUCUGUCCUUAAGAUAGCCCCAAAGAAAAAAAAUCAGGGGGGGGGGCUUAGGUCCGGGCUAUGGGGUGCCCACUCAAAAUCAGUGGCCUCCGAAGUUCUCUUUCAGCCAAUCGCGGGACAGGUUUGAUUGUGUGAGAACUUGCUCUGUCUUGCUGGAACCAGAACUUGCUCAUGAGCAACGGGUAGAUUGGUCUGGAGUUCAUUCUUGAAGGUUUUGAGGACCUCCAAAUACUGUUCCUUGGCCCUGUAGACAUGACAAAACACGACUAUAGUCACAUUUAUACUUUUUUUUAUUUACAACAUAUUGCGCAACUGCAGGGUCUUGAGACACAUGCUAACUCGCAAACUAGAGCGCUAGCGACCUAAACGGUAGCCUUCAAGUUAUUUCCUUUAAACUUAAAUAGCCAAAAACUUACCACUUCCACACGGAUAGGGAGGAUAACUAUUAACAGUUAUUUAACCUUUAAGAUGAACAUUAAUCAAACGUAAUAAUUUUUUCUGCGUACAUGAUACCAUACAGCAUCCACAUCAAACUUGUGCGGGCCGCAUUAACAUUAAACUUUCAUAUUAAGGCGGGGGCCUCAAACUAGUGUCCUGCGGGCCAAAUUUGGCCCACGGGCCGCGUGUUUGAGACCCCUGACAUAAAGUGUACACAGGCCCGGUUUUUUUGGGGUUCACCCUGUAUUUGCAAAUGAUGAUUAAUAAAUGUUAAUUAUAAAAAAGUGAUAUUGGAUAAUUCCUCAGGGUACACCUGACUGUUUCUCAAGGUACACUAGUGUAGUACACUACUAGUACACUAGUGGGGUAGACCACGUCCCUGGUGACUGGUCCAACAUUCCUACUAUAGAUCACAACUAAAUGGUGAAUUUUGAAUGUAAACAAUAGCGUAGAAGUCAUGUUAUGGUCGUCCUUUCACUCAGUAGCAUCAUCCCCCCCAUCAUCCUCUUCUGCGGUUUCCAGUCGAUGGACCAGAACUUGCUUUCUCAUUAUCAAGCCCGACUCCUCCCCCUCUUUGACUGCUGCUGUUCCUCCACUCUCCCUCUCUCUCCCUCCCUCCCCUCUUUUGUGUGAAGAGCUCGGCAACGCGCGUUAAUCCCGGAUUGCGCUGCCCUGCCGUCUGCGUCCCAUCUUUGCUGGGUGAGCAUGGCAUGCCUCCAGGACCCCUGUCCUCAUGCGGGAGAGAAGUGAAAAGGAAGGGCUGCCAUAACCACCGCCUGACUGAAAGACUCGCUUACAGAAUUUAAGAGCAAGGGGUGGUGGGGGGGAAGAGGAAAGGAAGCAUGCCGCCCCUGUAAGAGAUCCACUCUUGGGUAACUGUAGGUCCGAUUUGAGCGCCGCCACUUUGCCACCGCUCUCUCUUCCUCAACCACUCACACGUGAGGGGGAUUAAACUUUUUUUUUUUUUCCUUUUCCUCCCUGAUCCUCCUGUUGGCACGAGUGUAACUUGAGUGUCAGCGUGUGACAUGGAGUCUCCCACCAAAGAGAUCGAGGAGUUUGAAAGCACGGCCCUGAAGUACCUCCAGCCGGAACAAAUUGAAAAGAUUUGGCUCAGACUUCGAGGACUGCGGAAGUACAAGAAGACAUCCCAGAGAUUAAGAUGUCUGGUCAAACAGCUGGAGAGAGGAGAGGCUUCCCUGGCUGACCUCAAGAAGAACUUGGAGUAUGCGGCUUCUGUGUUGGAGUCGGUCUACAUCGAGGAGACCAGGCGCUUGGUGGACACGGAGGAUGAGCUCAGUGACAUACAGUCGGAGUCAGUACCCUCGGAGGUGCGCGACUGGCUGGCCUCCACCUUCACUCGGCAGAUGGGCUUGAUGCUGCGUCGCAAUGAGGAGAAACCUCGCUUCCGCAGCAUUGUCCAUGCCGUACAGGCUGGAAUAUUUGUUGAAAGGAUGUACCGGCGCACCUCUAAUUUGGUGGGACUCAGCUACCCGCCUUCCGUUAUAUCUGUGCUGAAGAAUGUUGACAAGUGGUCAUUUGAUGUCUUCGCUUUAAAUGAAGUCAGCAGCGAACAUUCACUUAAGUUUAUUUUCUACGAGUUGCUCACCAGAUAUGACCUCAUCAGCCGCUUCAAGAUCCCAAUUUCUGCCGUGGUGUCGUUUGUGGAGGCUCUGGAAGUGGGAUACAGCAAGCAUAAAAACCCGUACCACAACCUGAUACAUGCUGCUGAUGUCACGCAGACUGUUCAUUACUUGUUACUCAAGACUGGCAUGGUGCACUGGUUAAGUGAGCUGGAGAUCUUUGCCAUGAUCUUUGCGGCGGCCGUGCACGACUAUGAGCACACGGGGACCACAAACAACUUCCACAUUCAGACAAGGUCGGACACAGCCAUCCUGUAUAACGACCGCUCCGUCUUGGAGAGCCACCAUGUGAGCGCAGCCUACCGCCUGCUGCAGGACGACGACGAGAUGAACAUCCUCUACAACCUCUCCAAGGAUGACUGGAGAGAGCUGAGAGCUUUGGUGGUGGAAAUGGUGCUGGCCACCGACAUGUCGUGCCACUUCCAGCAGGUGAAGGCCAUGAAAAACUUCCUGCAACAACCUGAGAGCAUUGACAAGCCCAAAGCUCUUUCCUUACUGCUGCACACUGCCGACAUCAGCCACCCAGCCAAAAGCUGGGACCUCCACCACCGCUGGACCACCUCUCUGCUGGAAGAGUUUUUCAGACAGGGGGACAAAGAAGCAGAGCUUGGCCUUCCUUUCUCGCCGCUCUGCGACCGAAAGUCAACAAUGGUGGCGCAGUCACAGAUUGGCUUCAUCGACUUUAUCGUGGUGCCCACCUUCACCGUGCUGACCGACAUGAUGGAACGCAUCGUGACACCGCUCAUGGACGAGGCCUCGCACUCGGGUUUCGCUGGCUUUCGCCGCUCGAGUCUGAACAGUAUUAGCUCGGAGGAGGCCAAGAGGCACAGCGUGAAGAGUAUGGGCUCCGACAGCUGCUCCUUGGGUCAGGGCUCCCUGCUGGCUGUCGACAUGAAGAACUUUAAGGCGCUGUGGAAUGAAGAGGUCUACCAGAACAGGGAGCGCUGGAAAGCACAGGCUACCAAAGAGGCAGAGGAGCGAGCGAAAAAGGAAGCGGAGGAGGAGGCCCAGCAGGAGGACUCUAUGGAUCCCCAAGAGGACAACACGGGGUCCACUAAGCAACCGGAGCCAAAAGACGGCAAGCAGGAGGAGGAUGUGCCGUCCAAGCAGGCCACGGGCACGCCACUCGACACUGGAGACACAGCGCCGCCAUCAACAGGGGACGCUGCUGCGCAUAAGAGUCCCUCGCUGCAGAACGGAGAAUUGUCUGAGGGUGCGGACUCUCCAGGGAAUGACGAGACCAAAAACACAAUGGUUGAUGGUGGCAAUGGAAUAAAGGAGAAGGAAAUCACAGCCAAGAACCAGCAGGCAGGACAAAAGUCUUUCAUUGGACUUUGUCGCCCCCUGUAGGAAAGCGACAAACUGACACCAUUCUUUUCCUGUGUUGUAUUGAGUAUGUGUUUUGAUUUCUGCCAUACGUCCCUCCUCCUGAUGCAUUCACAUGUGAGAUUGAUGGCUGCUGCUUUUAGUUAUUGUAUGUCAAAUGUACAUUUUACGUCCUGGAUUGAGCUUUUGUAAAAGUUUGCUACCAGCGCUGCUUUUAAACUCUUAACAGAAGCAAAAAGGGAGAACUCGUUCAUGCAUUUGAUGCAUUUGUGCUCCUUCACUCCCCGUCCUUACUCUCAUUUUAUGUAAAUGGUGGACUUUAACGUAAGCUUUUGUCACAUAAAAAAACCUUUUUUAAAACAUAUCACACACAAAUGCAUUCAUUUGUUGACGUCCUUUAUGCGCGCAUGCGUGUGUGUCGCUCGUCACGAUGCCUUCUUACAAGCUCCCUGUUUAUCCAUCCAGCUUGUGUCUGUUUUAUUGUCAUUCAUUUAAAUAUAAGAUGCAAAUAUUGCUUAUGAGGCAUAUGUAAUAUAGUGUAGCAAACAUCUGCUUUAGUUGUAUUUGUAAAUAUACUAUAAUUAGGAUGCUACAAAGACGGAUUUGGAUACUGCAUUUGGGCAGUAUUUGCAUUACAAACGGGACAUUUCCCUUGUAACUGUGUACUUUUAUUCAUUUCAUAAUUAUAUAGGUUCAUUAUUUUAAAUUAUUGUUUUGUUUUUAUUUAAUUUAAAGGUGCUGUCCGUCUUCGGCUCUAAAUUACACUUUUUUUAAACGAAAAUUAUAAGAACAACACUAGAUAGCAGUAGAAUAAAUAUUGAUACAUUUAAAAUUAAAUUACUUCUAGUAAUUACUAAAUUACAUCCAGUGCGUAAUUUAAAUCUAAUUAUGUACUAGAUUCUUAUUUGUCCCGGAAAUGUGGGAAAAAAAAUCUUCAAAUUGUGACAAAUUUUAAU
Messenger RNA from Doryrhamphus excisus (bluestripe pipefish), 6357 nucleotides. RefSeq names its product phosphodiesterase 1C, calmodulin-dependent b (gene pde1cb). Gene Ontology annotation, biological process: signal transduction. Gene Ontology annotation, molecular function: 3',5'-cyclic-nucleotide phosphodiesterase activity. The record is from RefSeq and is a predicted model, not a curated record. NCBI's taxonomy places the organism in Eukaryota, Metazoa, Chordata, Actinopteri, Syngnathiformes, Syngnathidae.